Malurus melanocephalus (red-backed fairy wren) is the source of this 819-nucleotide messenger RNA. Its product is annotated as sperm motility kinase 3A-like. The coding region runs from base 1 to 804 and encodes 267 amino acids. Gene Ontology annotation, biological process: protein phosphorylation; intracellular signal transduction; microtubule cytoskeleton organization. The transcript is spliced from 5 exons. NCBI's taxonomy places the organism in Eukaryota, Metazoa, Chordata, Aves, Passeriformes, Maluridae. Gene Ontology annotation, cellular component: cytoplasm. The record is from RefSeq and is a predicted model, not a curated record. Gene Ontology annotation, molecular function: tau-protein kinase activity; ATP binding; protein serine/threonine kinase activity.
AUGUCCCCAUGUCCCCAGGCCGAGAACCUGCUCCUGGACGCUGACGCCAACAUCAAGAUCCCCGUCCCUGUGUCCCCAUCCCAGUGUCCCCAUGCUGAUAUUCCUGUCCUGAUGUCCCCACCGAUGUCCCCGUGUCCCCAGGCUGAGAACCUCCUGCUGGACGCCGACGCCAACAUCAAGAUCCCUGUCCCAGCCGAGAACCUGCUCCUGGACGCCGACGCCAACAUCAAGAUCGCGGAUUUUGGGUUCAGUAACGAGUUCUCGCGGGGUUCCAAGCUGGACACGUUCUGYGGGUCCCCCCCCUACGCCGCCCCCGAGCUCUUCCAGGGCAAGAAAUACGACGGGCCCGAGGUGGACAUCUGGAGCCUGGGGGUGAUCCUGUGUGUGGGGACCCUGAGGACACACAGUGACAGUGCCACCCCCUGUCCCCAGAUCGUGUCGGCCGUGCACUACUGCCACCAGAAGAACAUCGUGCACAGGGACCUCAAGGCCGAGAACCUGCUCCUGGACGCCGACGCCAACAUCAAGAUCGCGGAUUUUGGGUUCAGUAACGAGUUCUCGCGGGGUUCCAAGCUGGACACGUUCUGYGGGUCCCCCCCCUACGCCGCCCCCGAGCUCUUCCAGGGCAAGAAAUACGACGGGCCCGAGGUGGACAUCUGGAGCCUGGGGGUGAUCCUGUACACGCUGGUCAGCGGCUCGCUGCCCUUCGACGGACACAACCUCAAGGAGCUGCGGGAGCGCGUGCUGCGGGGCAAGAACUGUGUCCCCUCCGCGGUCCCCUCUGUGUCCCCUGACCCUGAGUGACCCCAAAUGACCCUA